UGCACGUUGGAGCAUGAGAAAACAGAUUGCUUGGUCUGAAAUACCAGUUUCCCACCAUUUAACACUUUUUCCCCAAAUUAUCAGUUGUUAAGUAACUUAACAAAUAAUCGAAGAAUACUCUGCAAAAGCCAGGAACAAUGCCACUGAUAGAGGAAAUACAUGAGGAGUCUCCAACUCCGAAUGUCACUGUCAGCACUGGGACUAGUGAGAGUACUGUCACCAUCCAGACUGAUGGAGGAGAUGUCAUAACACGGGAGGGCAAAGGAGACGUUAAUGGAAACCAGCCACUCGAUAAUGAAAAAGACAAGAUUGAAGUUGACAAAGAGGCAGCGAAGGAAAACCAACAACCAGAUAAUGACCAAAAUGGUGAAACCAAAAAGGGGAAAAAAGAUAAUUGGCCCAGACUAACCAAGGCAUUCUUGAAGCAACAUUGUAAGGAUAUGAAACUCUACAUCACACCUGCCCUCAAUGAUGUGCUGUAUCUUCAUUAUAAAGGAAUCUAUUUCAUUGAGAACCUUGAGGAAUACACUGGUCUCAAGUGCCUCUGGUUGGAAUGCAAUGGCAUCAAGACGAUUGAGAACUUGGACAACCAAAAGGAAAUGCGAUGUUUGUUCCUUCAGAAAAACCUGGUUGAUAAGAUACAGAACCUUGACCCAAUGCCCAAACUUGACCAAUUAAACGUUGCUAAUAACUUGAUACGAAAGAUAGAAAAUCUGGAAUGUGUACCAGACUUGUCCACCCUCAACAUUUCCUACAACAAAUUACAAACAGCAGAUGACGUGAGACAUUUGGUCAAAUGUAAAAAACUCAGCUGUCUGGAUUUAUCCCAUAAUAAGAUAGAGGAUCCUGAGAUAGUCGACAUUUUGGAAGAGAUGGAAAACCUGAGGGUAUUAAAUCUGAUGGGGAAUCCUGUGAUUAAGAAGAUACCCAACUACAGGAAAACGCUGACUGUGCGAAUUAAAAACCUUCAGUACUUGGAUGAUCGGCCCGUGUUUGAUAAAGAUAAAGCAUGCGCACUUGCCUGGGCACGAGGAGGAAUUGAAGAGGAGCGUGAAGAGAGGAAGAGGUGGCAGGAGAAAGAACGCAAGAAGAUACAGGAUAGCGUUGAUGCUAUGUUGAAAAUCAGAAACAAUGCUGAAGCCAAGCGGCAGGAGGAAAAAAUGAAGCAGUCUGCCGAGCAGGCGGGUCUACCCACCGAGAACAUCCAUGUUGACCCUGAGGACGUGGAUUGGUUAUAUGGAUCAAAAUCAGAGGCAGAAAAAGCUAAUAAAGAAGAAGAGGAUGAAGAAGAAGAAUCAGGAACAAGGUUAACGAUAGGAGAUACUGAAGACUUGCCAAUGAUACGACCUCAGGCACAGCAGCAGAACGAUGGCAUAUUCUCCUCAUCUCAUCCAGUCCGAGGCGGCGGGGGACCGUCUAAGAUGAUUUCAGAAAUUGUCACAGACUCUGAAAAAGAUGUUGCAGUGGGAAAGAAAGUUUUAAUCACAGAAAUGGAGGAGGAGGAGAAUAUCGAGACAAUUAACAUCAAGAGGACCCCGAGAAAUGACCUGGAUGAUUUACCCGACCUUGAAGAUGUGGAUGUCAGUGCCCAGGCCCCUAAACCACAAGAACCUAUUCAAGCAUUCCGACCAAAGAUUGAGGUUCUUGACAGUGAGGAUGAUGAGGAAGAGGCUGGCGUAAAAAAUGACACAAAAUCAAAAGUUCUGAUAUCAGAGGUUCCGAUGACAGGACAGGCCCAAGGUCCGAGUCAGGAGGACCUCAGUGCAGCAUUGGGGAACUACUCUGGUCCACCCAUGGAUGAUAUCCAUGGGUCGUCCUCAUAUGAAACAAAACAGACUAAAACUUUCUUGGAUGAUGCUGCGACGAUUUCAAGUUCUAAAAUUAAGGCUGGAGCCAUUGGUGGAGAAGAGGAUUUGGAGGAAAGGAGUCAUCUGACUGUUGAAGAAAAAGUUUGGAAAUUGGCAGAAAAUGUUGGGUCAACAGCUGGGAGGGAUGAAUUAGAGGAAUUAGACUGAAGGAUCUAAGGUGGAUUAGAGAUCUAAUUUGAAUGAGAACUGUCUGUAACUGAUGUCCUUUGGUCUGACAGAAGUUGGCCUCAUUGUAAUGGAAUUCAUAUGGGUAUUUCAUGUUUGAGACUUGUGUCUUCAGAGCGAUUGAUAGCCUAUGACUCCAUGAGUUGGUCAUGUUGAAACAGCAAAUGUACAUGUGAUGAUUAUUCCGUCCAUGAUGUAAGCAUACAUUUAGGUACUUAUGAUAGAGAACAUGACAAAAGCAAGUCUGACUUGGUUAGCGAUUCUCAUCACCAUGAUGUUUGUCCUAUUUCAGUAGCCAGAGAUUCAAACCGUCCAUUUCUGUUCUAAAUCUGCUGCCUGUCAUAUUGAGAUUAAUUUGUUUAUUGAAGUUGAUAUCUGAGAUAUUUUUUCUCAGUGAAAGAUUUAUAGGCCAUUGUUCAUACGUCUAUAACUUGAGUUCAAAUCAUCAUCAUUACUUUUAUUUAUUUAUUCAUGAGUGCAUAUUGAUUUUCGUCAAUAAAGUUACAGUUUUAUAAGAUGUA
This is a messenger RNA of Lineus longissimus, 2554 nucleotides long. Its product is annotated as dynein axonemal assembly factor 1-like. The coding region runs from base 138 to 2015 and encodes 625 amino acids. The record is from RefSeq and is a predicted model, not a curated record. Lineage: Eukaryota; Metazoa; Nemertea; Pilidiophora; Heteronemertea; Lineidae. Gene Ontology annotation, molecular function: protein binding. The transcript is spliced from 12 exons.